Molecule: messenger RNA, 2445 nt
Organism: Lolium perenne
Lineage: Eukaryota; Viridiplantae; Streptophyta; Magnoliopsida; Poales; Poaceae
Source: RefSeq, a predicted model, not a curated record
UCCACGUGUGCCCAUACCUGCCCAAUUUCUGCCCAAUCCUUAUACGUGGAGCGGAGCUUCCAGCUGUGAAAUCUCCGGUCCCCAUGGCAGCCGGCCUCUCCCUAGCCCCGGCGGCGCCCCUUCCCGCGCCGGCGUCCACCUGCCUUUCCUCUUCCUAUUUCUCUGUCGCCGUGGUCUCCCUUUCUGAUGACGCGGGCUCCUCUUCCUGGCCGAUGCGGUUGCCAGUCUGCGAGGUCGUGAGCAGGCCCUGGUCGCGAGGAACGUCUCCCCCUGGAGAUGCCAGUGGUGGGGCCUUCCCCGUCGUCCCGGCAGGCGUCUGUGCCGGUGGAGGCACUUACGUCGUCUCACCUUCAUCGUGGUGGCCCAGCCCCAGCAGCGGCGGCUUACUUCGCGGGAGGUUGUCGGCGGAUCUUCUCUUGCAGCCUCAUGCCGACGGCGAUGAUCAUGGUAUGCUCGCACUCAAGGGCGACGCGGACAAGGCCCGACGGCCUGAGGCCAUUUCGCACACCAGCGUGCUGGUGGCCGUCGUGCGUUCGACGAGAAACAACGGGCACACGCGCUGGUGUCGAACUUCCUCCCCUGCUGCGGCACUUGGGGAGACGAAGUCCUCUGUCCACCGCGACCAAAUCAGCGAGCAGAUGAGUUUUCUUUGGCCGUCACAUGGCCGGUUAUGAACACCCCACCAUCCAUAGUUCGAAGAAAGUUGAAUUUAGUGAAAUUGAUCAGGAAUGGCCGUAUCAUUUACUUUGUUUUCCUUAUCAGUUAUCAGAUCUUGAACUUAGUUGCAUGGAUAAGCAGGAGAUAUGCCAUGCAGUUGAAAGUCUCAGGUCAGAGUCGAUUUCUUUUCUUUUGUGGUUCGUGGUGCUGAUUUCUGUUUUUUAAAUCUAAUUAUGACCUUUUGUGUAUUAUUGACAUAGUAGGCUUAAUCACCUUUGCAAUUUCAAUAUUUUUAUCAUUGUUUAUGUAGUAUCAAUUUAAAAAAACUGACUCUAUUAAGAUUGGUACCGCAGGCUGCAGCUAUAUCAUGCAUGGUUGGUGAAUUUUUAGCUCCAUAUAUGAACUAAAAUUAUGCCUAGAGUAGGGGUUAUUACUUACCUAAACAUUUUCAUAGUGAUAACUAUCUUUCAGCUUAAAGCAAAAAAAGCAGUUUGUUAUAUCAAAUAGAUUAACUAUAGAGAUGUCAACAUUCGUUGUUAUUUGCAUAAUCUGUGGAUACAAAGUUACUCUGAUAUCUCAGUUCUUUUAUGAUUGUGUUUGAAUAUUUAAUAGUGUUGGCUCAUUAUUAUCAGUACUGAAAUUUGACAGUGUAGAAUUAAGGAUUACACGAUGGUGCAUAACAAUUUUCUUGGAUCAAUGUGUUAGACUACCAGUCAUGUAUGUUUUCAAAAUAUGUUACCUGUAGAUACAUCUGUAUUUAUUCACUUCAAUUUCAGGAGUCAGUUUUUGUACGUUUACAUGAUUUGAUCAUUUGUUACUUCAAAGUUAAGCUAUAGUUUCUCUUGGCUAUUGUCUUCUCUACUGUGUAGGGUAGUUACCUUUUGCUUAACAUACACCGCACAUAUGUAGCUACUUCUACAUUUCCUCAUGUACUUUCGAUAUAAGGAUCAGAUUAUAUAUGUUUUUUGUAGUGUAAUGUUUUACUUCUCCAUUUGAAUCUCUUUUAAAGUUGUGAGGCCAUUUCACCUUCCAGGUUCGAGCUCAUAUUACCAACUGAUCUUCUCUCUGUCUCAUUUUGAAAUGAUUAUUAUCAAGGUAAGAGUAGCUUCAGUAAGUUUUAGAUAGGUAAUUAAGCAAUUCUGGUUGGUAAGUGUUCUUCAUAUUUCUAAUGAUUGGCAAACUAUAUUCCUGAAUUUUGCUAUGUGGCUGCCUUUCAGACACGGUUUUCCUUUCUAUUUUGCGAAUCAUAUUACUGUAUCUAGAUGGAGAACUUGAGUAAUCUUACUGUUCAAUGUAUUUUUUUUCCUUUCUGGGGAGAUGGCUACCUUUUUUAUGCCUAACUCCUGAUUGAAUUGUGUUUGACGAUGCAAGCCUCUCACCACGUGUGUCCGGCGGCAGCAGCCAGUAUUUGUUCAAGCCUGACACCCGUUGGAGCCCUGGACUCAACAUGGAUCGAUCUGGGCAGUACUAUUUUUUAGAUCAGGUUCCUGAGCUUCUCCAAGAUCCGAUUCCUACAUGCUAGAGUAGGAAAUAUGGUUUCUUUAUUUUGGACUUCUGCGGUGUAUAAUAAUGUUUUGUGGAGACUGUUGUUGUUACCUGUUGUACAAAAUUUGUUCAGCCGCAACAUACUUCUCUCUGAGGUGAUACUCUAAGGCCAGGGCGGAAUUCUCAGAGAAACAAUCAAUGCUGGCUUUAAGAAAACAAAAGAGAUGUUCUUCCGAAUUAAUUGCCCUCCAUGUAUGUUAUGAACCCCUUAGUAUUCUAUCUGUUAUUCUAUCACUUCCUUCA